AUGUCCCAGAAAGCGCAAUACACAUAUCUGAUGUUAUAUCUAGGGCCUGACUUCUGUUCCACGGACGUCUGCAUCUCAAGCUGCGAUUACAAAAGCGAAUGUGAUCCAGGAUGGGGUAUCCAGUGGUCUAAUGCCUCUACCUGUCCACUCAACGUUUGCUGUAGUGAGUUUGGGUUCUGCGGAACAACCUCCGAGUUCUGUGGCUCCAAGCAAGUGUCUUCCCCUUCAUGCAGCGGUACCUCAUCAGACGCUCGAACGGUCGGCUACUACGAGGGAUGGAAUUUGGAGCAUAAGUGUGACACGAUGAAGCCGUCCCAGAUCCCUCUCGGAUACUACACGCAUAUCAACUUUGCAUUUGCUUAUAUUGACCCGGAUUCAUUUCAGAUGUCUCCCAUGUCCUCUGAUGUUGCUGCUCUCUAUCAAGAUGUCACAUCUCUCAAACAGCAACAACCUGAUCUAGAGGUUUGGAUCUCGGUAGGUGGAUGGUCAUUUAACGAUGACGACCAACCUACUGCAACAACCUUCUCCGAUCUGGCAGCCUCUGAGUCGGCUCAGAAAGAGUUUUUCGCUUCCCUCAUUACAUUUCUUGUCAUUAACGGGUUUGACGGAGUUGAUAUUGAUUGGGAAUACCCUGCUGCCACCGACCGCAGUGGAAAGGCUGCUGACUACCAAAAUUACCCGAUAUUCCUCCAGAAUCUGCGAAAAGCUCUGGACGGAACAGGAAACAAAUUCGGUUUAUCCAUUACCAUUCCUUCGUCAUACUGGUACAUGCAACAUUUCGAUAUUGUUACCAUCGAUCCUGUUGUUGAUUGGUUCAACAUCAUGACCUACGAUCUUCAUGGUACAUGGGAUGGCAAUGACCCUUAUAUUGGCAAGAUCGCCCUAGCCCACACCAAUCUUACCGAGAUUGAAGAGAGUCUGGAGUUGUUAUGGAGGAAUAACAUCUAUCCCACAAGAGUUAACAUGGGCCUCGGAUUCUACGGUAGAAGCUUCACCAUGUCUGAUCCAAACUGCCUAUCGGCAGGUUGCCCGUUCUCUAGUGGCGGUAAAGAAGGUCCCUGUACCGCAUCAUCGGGCAUUCUGUCAGACGCUGAAAUUCGUGAUAUUAUCGCCGAUGGCGCGAAGGUCACUCUGGACACUGCAGCAGCCGUCAAAAUUGUGACCUGGGACAAUGACCAAUGGGUUUCCUAUGAUGAUGCAGAAACAAUGAAAACGAAAAUCGACUUUGCUAAUCAGCAUUGUUUGGGAGGAACGAUGAUCUGGGCCAUUGACCAAGACAAUACUAAUGGUACCAGUAUCGAUUUUUUGGGGUCUGACUUGAGUCGAGCCAAAAGUGAUACCUACCCUCCCGACGCCAACAGUACACUUGGUGCGGAUUAUGGAUGGAGUUAG
Molecule: messenger RNA, 1392 nt
Organism: Penicillium cinerascens
Lineage: Eukaryota; Fungi; Ascomycota; Eurotiomycetes; Eurotiales; Aspergillaceae
Product: chitinase
Exons: 7
Coding region: 1-1392 (463 amino acids)
Biological process (GO): carbohydrate metabolic process
Molecular function (GO): chitin binding; hydrolase activity, hydrolyzing O-glycosyl compounds
Source: RefSeq, a predicted model, not a curated record